AUGGAUGACAUGGAGGAUCCGGACUUCCUUGCAGCGAUAGAAGCAUCACGCCGAGAAGCCGAUAUGGGUUCAUCCACAGCUCCAGCACCACCAGACACAGUGGUCGAUCUGACAUAUGAUUCCGACUCGGAUAUCCAGGAGGUGUUUCCCAAGUCGAGAUCUGUUGUGAGCUCAUCCCCCGACCUUGCGGGUGCUGACAAGGCUGGAUGUGACGAGGCAGAGUUGAAGCGUGCUCUUGCGCUUUCAGUGGGGUCAAAUCCCACUUCACCAAUCUCCGAGGGUAGCAAAACAGUCUCCCAGGUCAGCAACACCCAAGAACCAGCGUCGUUUCCCACGGCACCCUCCGUUGGUAUCGGAAUUCCAGGGUUGGAUCGCAAGAAGAUGGAGGAGGAGCGUCUAGCGCGUCUCGCCAAUCGAAAAGCUCAGCCAAGUGGCUCUUGCUCAUCAGGACAGCUCAAAAGGAAGGCUGAAGACAGUCCUGACACGACAACCCAACCAAAGCGCAAGGUUGAAUCCACAUCGCCGACCCUUCACAACCGCACAGCUAUUCAUAAAGCCGUUGAUCUAGAAUCACUCAAAAUCACCCCAAAUUCUACACAGCCUAGCUCAACGGGCAACCAAGCUUCACAAGUUGAGAAAUCAAAGGCCGCAACAACUGCGAGGGAAACCCCCAGCGAGAAGCCAUACUCUGGGCGACUUGCUUCUGAUAUAUGUCGCCGAUAUGAUUCAAAUGCCACAGAUGUCAAGAUCUGGCCUACCUCGCGCCCUCUUGCACAGUGGCCCCUCGGAGCUAUCAAGAAGACACACAUUGCAGGGUUUCCUCGCGUAGGAACCGAAGUCACCAUUGAGGAAGUUAUCCAGCGAGAUGACUUGCAGCUGGCCGUCUUCAGUGGAUUUAUGUGGGAAAUGGAAUGGUUCUUUAGAAAGAUCAAUACCGAUUCUACUCGCUUCAUCUUGAUGAUGCAAGCCAAAGACCAAGAGACGAAAGAUGAAUAUGAACGUGAUAUCGCUGGGAUUCCCAAUCUUCGCCUGUGCUUCCCGCCGAUGGAAACCCAGACUUUCUGCAUGCACUCCAAAUUGAUGUUGCUCUUCCAUCCCGAUUAUCUUCGUAUCGCGAUUCCAACUGCAAAUCCUACUUCAACCGACUGGGGUGAAAACGGUCUCAUGGAAAAUACUGUCUUCCUCAUCGACCUUCCGAAGAUUGAUCUUACACCGAGCGAGACUGGCAAUAAGGACCAGACCCACAAUACUCAGUUCUACGAGGAGCUGGUAUACUUCCUGGAGGCCUGCACUCUAAACUCGAAGAUCAUUGAAAGGCUUGAAGGCUUUGACUUCACGGAGACCAAACGGUAUGCGUUUGUACACUCAAUUGGUGGCUCCAGUACAGGGGAAAGCUGGCGACGCACUGGAUGCAGUGGCAUGGGCCGCGCUCUAAAGAGACUCGGUCUUGCUACUGAGAUGAAGAUUAACGUCGACUACGUAACCUCCUCAGUGGGCAGCCUCAAUGCACAAUUCAUGCGGGCUAUGUAUCUGGCCUGUAAAGGAGAUGACGGCACUAUGGACUACGAUCUCCGUGCUGGGUCCAAGAAAGACCCAGAACGGAAGCGCUUAAUAGAACUGCUAAACUCCGAGGCUUUAGCCAGAAUGCGCGUCUACUAUCCGUCCGACGAAACCGUGCGGGAGGCACACGAGCACCCUAACCGCACAGCAGGAACCAUCUGCUUCCAACCAAAGUGGUGGUCCAGCCCUACGUUCCCUCAAAAUUUACUGCAUGAUUGCCAGAGUGAGCGUGGCAUCUUAAUGCACAACAAGCUUGCUUUUGUUCAACCCGCCAACCCGAUCAGCAUGGAUGAUAAAUCAGAGUGCCUGGCUUGGGCGUAUGUCGGCAGUGCCAAUCUAUCGGAGAGUGCAUGGGGCCGUCUAGUCAAGGACACCGCUACCAAGCAACCGAAAAUGAAUUGCCGCAACUGGGAAUGCGGGGUGAUUGUCCCCAUUCUGACUGAGAAAAAACCACACCAGCAAAGGCCCGAGGGCGAGUCUGUGCCUCUUCUAACUGCACGCUUCCAGGACAUUGUCCCGGUUCCGAUGCGAGUGCCUGCCGCCCCUUUGAGUGAAGCACGCAAGCCUUUCUUUUGGGGCAUUUGA
Messenger RNA from Penicillium olsonii, 2145 nucleotides. NCBI's taxonomy places the organism in Eukaryota, Fungi, Ascomycota, Eurotiomycetes, Eurotiales, Aspergillaceae. The record is from the annotation of a GenBank genome assembly.